GACUUUUUUAAAAUAUAUCUACACGACGCUAGGCGCCAAUUUUAUAAAUAUAUUGAAAAAAUAAUAAUAUUUAGUAGUAAAUAUAUAAAUAAUAAGUCCUGCAAAUAAAUAAGUAUACAAUUUUCAACUUGAAGGCAACUUUUUUCGUUCUGCCGUGUGGUAAAGCCCCAUUGAUUAAGAACGCAUUAUUAAAAAUUCGCAAAGACAGGAAAAGAGCUUUUGCAAACCCUAAUGAGGUUUUACCUUAUAAUACUUCGGUUGUGGUUACCAUUGGAACAAUAGAUGAGGAGCACGUUUAUGCCAGACUCUACCCCUAUCCCAUGGGUACAGUUUAGAAGACUCCCUUUCGGUCUGAAGAAUGCUGCUUGCAUUUUCCAGAGGGCCAUUGAUGAUACCAUACAUGAGAAAAUCGUGCCACGUAUGGAACAUGUUUAGUUUUGGAUGGAAUUAUUCAGUGCACUACCCGGGAUGAGUUUUCCUACCAAGAAAUGAUAUCAUUUUUACCGUUAAAUAGUCAUCCUACUCCAAAAAAAGUUCUUAUUGUCGGAGGUGGUGAUGGAGGUGUUGCGCGAGAAGUUGCGAAACAUCCAUUAGUUGAAGAAAUUCAUCAAGUAGAAAUUGAUGAAAGAGUAGUUGAAUUAUCAAAAAAAUUUUUACCACAUAUGGCGUGUGGAUUUGAAAACCCCAAAGUUAAACUUACCAUUGGAGAUGGAUUUACAUAUAUGAAAGAACAUUUCAAUGAAUUCGAUGUAAUAAUAACAGACAGUUCAGAUCCUGUUGGCCCUGCAGAAUCACUCUUUCAAGAAAGUUACUAUGAACUUAUGAAAAAUGCGUUGCGGCCAGGAGGCAUCGUGUGUUCCCAGGGAGGAAGUUUCUGGUUAAACUGUGCGUAUGUUAAGAAGACUAUGGAUGGAUGUAAAAAACAUUUCCCCAUAGUAUCAUACGCUCAUACAUCAAUUCCAUCUUAUCCAUGUGGACAUAUUGGUUUUGUGAUUGGUUGUCUUGAUUCGAAUACAAAUUUCAAAACCUCGUUACACAAUUUCAGUGAAGCGGAAUUAGAAAAUAUGAAAUUGAAAUAUUAUUCCAGAAAUAUACAUUCUGCGGCUUUUUCAUUACCACGAUGGGUAGAAUUAUUUCUUUCUAACAAAUAAUUAGAAACAAAACUUUAAUGUGUUUUAAAAUAAAACAACCCGAACAAUAAACGUUUUUUGAACGGCUAUCUA
This is a messenger RNA of Bactrocera oleae (olive fruit fly), 1223 nucleotides long. It is a transcript of the gene SpdS, whose product is annotated as Spermidine Synthase. Gene Ontology annotation, biological process: polyamine metabolic process. NCBI's taxonomy places the organism in Eukaryota, Metazoa, Arthropoda, Insecta, Diptera, Tephritidae. Gene Ontology annotation, molecular function: catalytic activity. The record is from RefSeq and is a predicted model, not a curated record.